Messenger RNA from Solanum stenotomum, 2499 nucleotides. RefSeq lists its product as uncharacterized. NCBI's taxonomy places the organism in Eukaryota, Viridiplantae, Streptophyta, Magnoliopsida, Solanales, Solanaceae. Gene Ontology annotation, biological process: proteolysis. The record is from RefSeq and is a predicted model, not a curated record. The transcript is spliced from 14 exons. Bases 1 to 2499 code for a protein of 832 amino acids. Gene Ontology annotation, molecular function: cysteine-type peptidase activity.
AUGGAUGAUGCUAACACUAAUCGGAUAUAUAACUAUGAAGAUACUGGUUGGGAGGAGAACAGAUCCAAAAACCUACACGACCCAUUGUUAAUGGCGAAUGUAAAAGAUGGAAAGAAGAAAAACGAUUUUGCUUCAUCUUCAAAAAUCGAUAACCCUAACGAGCUUCAUGUUCGGCAUGUGAAUGGGAAUAUUUUGCGCUUCGGUAUAAAAGAAUUUGCUAUGAUAACGGGAUUGAAAUGCAUUGGAGAUCCCAAUGACUUUCAGUAUCCCAAUACCUCAAAGAGCAGCCUUAUUCAGAAAUAUUUUCCGAAUUUAGUAAAGUCUAAUAGUGUGAGUAAGGCACGACUUGUUAACCGUUUUCUUCAAGGUAAUUGGGACAACGAUCAGGAUGUUUUCCACAUGGGAAUUCUCUACUUCCUCAACACAUUUGUUCUCUCACAACUACCUGAAUCACCCAUCCAUGUUAAUGACUUCUUGUUGGUUGAAGACGGUACAUAUGAACAUUUUCCUUGGGGACAACGUGCAUUUUCAAGGUUAAUGAUGUCAUGGAGGAAAGAGAGAACCAAAGUUAAGCAGUUGUAUCGUUUAAGUGGCAUGCCCUAUGCUUUAAAUGUGUGGGUGUAUGAAUGUGCAUCUAAUGCAUGUACCAACAUACAACCGACUCGUGAGGAGUUAAUUAUACUUCAGUUGCCGGACAAUCUGGUUGUCUCUCAUACCAAAAAUUCUUUGUCUGCUGAUAAACCUACAAAAGCUGGAUCGGAUGACAUUCCUGGGUUUAAGGAUUUCUCCUCUAAACUAUCGGAUCAGAUUGUUAGGAGGAUGAAACAACGCAUAUCUGGUACAUCAUUUACACCCCCUCCCCCUCCGAAGAGAAGAAAGAAAGUUGUUUUGACCAAACAAGCAAUGGAACAAUCAGAGCAGUCCCCUGUGAUAGAAAAAGAACCAUUCCAUAUUCUAGAUUCAGCUGAUCCUUCAUCUGAUCCCAAAGAAAACAAAGAUUUUUCAGAAAUCAAAUAUGUUAAGCAAUAUUUGACGAAAUAUGUGGACAAUAAGUUUGAUGAUCUUAAAGUCUUUAUCAAAGAUAAUCUCAAAGUUCUGAUGAAAUCAGUCCGGAAGAUAAAACGGAAGAAAAAAACUGCCAGAUCACUUCCAAUCUCGGAUGAAGAGGUAAUCGAAGAAGAUAAUGUGAAUCAACCUGAAACUACUAAUCAAUUUGUUGAACAUAAUUCUCCAAUUGAUAUGGAGUUUGUCAACAACGUCCUCAUUGAUAACCCUGAUGUAGAGGUUGAAGAAGAAACACAGGAUGAUGAUACAUUAAAGGAUAAAAGAGGCAACGAUGAUCUAUCGGAACCACUAUCUACAAUGGAUGUUCCUCUUGCAGGAAAUUUUGAUGAUACAUCAAAAGAUCCACAAGCUGGUGAGGAAGUAUCCGAUGAAGUUCGUUAUAACAAAAAAUAUCGUGUUGCUUAUCAGGAUGAUGUAGUAGAUCUUGACACACAAAAAAAUGAGCAAUCAUCUGCGGUUCAAGAUGUUGAUGAUAACAUCCCACUUCCAGACAAAGUUCUAGUAAACAUUGAUACAUCGGAUUCUACCACAUCGACAUCCAUUUCUGCUGGAACUCAAAAAGCUAUAUACGUACUUAUUGCAGGUCUUCAUAGUCCUUUGUGUGUUCAACCAUUGAGUGCUGUCAAGUCACAUUCAUUGACCGGUACACAUCAAUUUAAUCAGAUGCCAUCAAGAAUUCUUCAAUCUCCAUAUGUGACUGAAUUUGAUUCUACUGACAAAGGAAAACAAAAAGUUGAAGAAGAAGUUUUCCCGAUCUCCCCAUUUGAUGGAUUUGGUAUUUCUUUUCAAUUUUUGUCAAAUUUAUUCGACGAAUACUCCAAAUGGAUCUCUAAAGGCCUCCUUAAAAAUCAUGCCAGCGAAAAAUCAAUGGAUGAUAAAUACAGAGCCAAAUUAGCUUUAUUUGGAUUUGAACACAUGGACUUUGUAUUUGCUUUUGCCAAGAAUAAAAAAUGGUUUUAUGCCAUAUCUCAGCCAAAAAAUGCUGAUAUAUCAGAUGAGCACAUCGAUGUAGUUUUGUACUACUUAAGGAAGAAGUCAAAAUUGCGCAGCCCUAAUGAGUACCGAUUCACCACUAUCAAUUGCUUAUUCAAGACUUUUAUUAAUGAUGUAUACAAUAGGUACUACUGCAGCGCUUCUGAUGAUAAUUUAACUACGCAAGAACACAUGGCGCGUGGUGCUGUUGUAUCUGCAAUCGAGAGGUCAAUUAUAAACAUAAUCAAAGAAUUUUUCAUCCCGGCUGGAUUACCAUGGCAUCUAGUUGAUGAGGUAUACAUUCCGGCGAACUCAGAUGGUGAGUUCCAUUGGGUGUUGGCUGUUGUUGUUUUAAAAGAGAGGCUCAUUCGCGUAUACGAUUCAUCAAUGGGUACAAGAGUAAAAGAGCCAUGUGGUGAGAUAAAAAAAGUUGGUGACUAUGCUGUCAUCUUUCCUUCAUGA